AUGGAAGGUCGCUGCCAAUGCGGCACCGUGCGCUUUCGCACGCCCACGGAAAAGCCCAUCAAGUGGUACAUCUGCCACUGCCACGAGUGCCGCCGCCAGAGCGCCAGUGCGUUUGGCAUCUCGGCCAUCUUCCCGCACUUUGAUCUGCUUUCCCAGGUUUCCGUUGCGGGGGACGAGUCUGCGUCCAGUUCGGCGCUUGGGAGAGACAACGACAACGACGGCAAGAAUGGUGGCGCCGCGGAUGCGGAGUCUCCCGUCAUCGGUGUCUACGAGCACUCGCGCACGACGUCCGGCCGGGCCAAAAAGUGCUACUACUGCAAAAAGUGCGGGACGCGCAUCAUGAACGUCAGCGUCGCGCCCACGGGCAGUUCGGGCUACGUCGCCGUCAAGGGUGGGUGUCUCGAGGGCAUCGACGGCGACAUCUUCACCGGCGCAACGCACAUCUGGACAAAGAGCGCGUUGGUCCCCAUUCCAGAAGGCGCAGAGUCGUACCCCGAGGAGCCGCCGCCGAGGGCAUAG
Messenger RNA from Fonsecaea pedrosoi CBS 271.37, 519 nucleotides. RefSeq lists its product as uncharacterized. The transcript has a single exon. NCBI's taxonomy places the organism in Eukaryota, Fungi, Ascomycota, Eurotiomycetes, Chaetothyriales, Herpotrichiellaceae. The record is from RefSeq and is a predicted model, not a curated record. Bases 1 to 519 code for a protein of 172 amino acids. Gene Ontology annotation, molecular function: carbon-sulfur lyase activity.